Messenger RNA from Phoenix dactylifera (date palm), 1438 nucleotides. RefSeq lists its product as uncharacterized. Gene Ontology annotation, molecular function: protein binding. Lineage: Eukaryota; Viridiplantae; Streptophyta; Magnoliopsida; Arecales; Arecaceae. The record is from RefSeq and is a predicted model, not a curated record.
CUGCAAACCUGAUUCGCUCUCCCGCUCGAGGAAGGGCACAAGAUGCUGGAGGCGAGGAGCCUGCGGAAGGCGCUCGUCCCGUCUUCCCUCCUCUCCGAUCCCUCUCCGGGGAACCUCCAGUCCACUCGACUCGCUCUCCACGUCAAUGAGGCCGGCCCUUCUUGCUUGGUCUACAUCGCUUCCGGGUGCCGCGUUUACAAGAUCGAGAUAUCUAUGGAAGAUUCCACAAUUACCAAGGGAAAGGAGAGUCUUCUGAUUCCUGUUCAUGCACAGGUGAUAAGCUCAUCAAUAGUUGACCGCUGCCCACACCGUUCAGAGAUUCAAAGUGUAGUAAUUGCUGAGGGAGAUAGUGAUAACUGCUUAAUUAUGGGUACAGUAGACUCUUAUGGUCACCUUAUUGUAUCCCGAUUGGACGUGAUAGAUGCAGAUGUUGACAGGCUUUCAUAUUCGGUGCUGCCCCGGGAUUGUGGUGUAGGAGAAGGGAGUUGGGCUGGGGUUUGUUUCAGCCCAGUUCAUUGGUCUACGGUGGCAGUUGCUCGCAGCUUCUGCAAAAGCAUUGAUGUUUAUGAUCAAGAUAUUCAUCUUCGGAGUUUACAUACGUUGUGGUAUCCAGCGUCAUUGAGCUUUCUUCAAAAUUCGCUCACUGGGGAUGGGAGUUCCUCUAUACUAGCUGUUGCUGAAGGUUCUCAGCUGACUAUAUGGGACUUGAGAACAAAUCACAAUGGUGGUUGUAUACAACGUGUUUGUGGCUCCAUCGGAGAUCUCAUAUAUGCUGUUAGCUGCGCUCCAUCUGGAGCAAUUGCGGUGGGUGGAUCUGAUCGGACUGUAACCAUCUACGAUCCUCGCAAGUGGUCAGCCAUAUCAAGAUGGGUAAACUGCUCCAAAUAUGAGAUAACAGGUUUAUCUUUUUCAUCAAUCGACACAGCCUGUAUUUAUAUACAAAGUGUUGAUUAUGAGGUUAUGUGUGGGCUAUGGAAAGAACAUAGUAAAGUGUUUUCGUUCAGAGGAGACUCUAACUGGCUGGGAUUUAAUAAGUCUGCAAAAGCAGAUGUUCUUGCUGGAUGGUGUGAUUCUGGCAGUAUCUUUGUGGCUGAUGUUUUAAGGGAGCAACAGGAAAGCAUGUGAGGGCUAACAAUUAGCAACCCUGAUUUCUGACAAUAGAUAAGUAUUGGGUCUUUCAUGCAAGUAAAGAAUUUGCUGCGGCAUCUUGGUUAGCCUAGUUUGAGAUAUGCUGAGCUGCCCAAAUUGUGGUCAGAAUCCAUUCUGUCAACAACAAUGAUUAGUGCUUUUCAUUGUUACUAAUAUAUUCUGUAUUUGGGUUUUGCAAUCUUUCUGGACCAUAUUGUUUAACUGAAACGGUUAAAGAUGUUAGUGAUGACCUCCAUCUUCAGAACUUUGUCUUUAUCGAGAAAUCAAAUAUUCCUUCUUCUUUGAGGAA